Lipotes vexillifer (Yangtze River dolphin) is the source of this 4494-nucleotide messenger RNA. RefSeq names its product neurexin-3-beta. The transcript has 5 exons. The record is from RefSeq and is a predicted model, not a curated record. NCBI's taxonomy places the organism in Eukaryota, Metazoa, Chordata, Mammalia, Artiodactyla, Lipotidae. Bases 542 to 1735 code for a protein of 397 amino acids.
CAGUGUACCCACAGCUGGCAAUACGCACUGCAGGGUCCUGACGGCUCCCUCUCUCCUUGCUUUCGCAGCUGGCGCCACGUACAUCUUUGGGAAAAGUGGAGGCCUCAUCCUCUACACCUGGCCGGCCAAUGACAGGCCCAGCACGCGCUCUGACCGCCUGGCUGUGGGCUUCAGCACCACCGUGAAGGACGGCAUCUUGGUGCGCAUAGACAGCGCCCCAGGCCUCGGGGACUUCCUUCAGCUUCACAUAGAACAGGGGAAAAUUGGAGUUGUCUUCAAUAUUGGCACAGUUGACAUCUCCAUCAAAGAGGAGAGGACCCCAGUAAAUGAUGGCAAAUACCACGUGGUGCGUUUUACCAGGAACGGCGGCAAUGCCACGCUUCAGGUGGACAACUGGCCAGUGAAUGAGCAUUAUCCCACAGGCCGGCAGUUAACCAUCUUCAACACCCAGGCGCAAAUAGCUAUCGGUGGAAAGGACAAAGGACGCCUCUUCCAAGGCCAGCUUUCUGGGCUCUAUUAUGAUGGUUUAAAAGUACUGAACAUGGCGGCUGAGAACAACCCCAAUAUUAAAAUCAAUGGAAGUGUCCGACUGGUGGGAGAAGUCCCAUCAAUCCUGGGAACGACGCAGACAACCGCCAUGCCACCAGAAAUGUCUACCACUGUCAUGGAAACCACCACUACAAUGGCUACUACCACAACCCGCAAGAAUCGCUCUACAGCCAGCAUUCAGCCAACAUCAGAUGACCUUGUUUCAUCUGCUGAAUGUUCAAGCGAUGACGAAGACUUCGUUGAAUGUGAGCCGAGUACAGGAGGUGAAUUAGUUAUCCCUCUUCUUGUAGAAGACCCUUUAGCUACCCCUCCUAUUGCUACUCGUGCACCUUCCAUUACACUCCCCCCUACCUUUCGCCCCCUCCUCACCAUUAUUGAGACCACCAAAGAUUCCCUGUCCAUGACCUCUGAGGCGGGGUUACCUUGCUUGUCGGACCAAGGCAGCGAUGGUUGUGAUGAUGAUGGCUUGGUGAUAUCUGGGUAUGGCUCAGGGGAAACCUUUGACUCUAACCUGCCCCCUACUGAUGAUGAAGAUUUUUACACCACCUUCUCCUUGGUAACAGAUAAGAGUCUUUCCACUUCAAUCUUCGAAGGUGGCUACAAAGCACAUGCGCCCAAGUGGGAAUCCAAGGACUUUAGACCUAACAAAGUCUCCGAAACUAGUAGGACUACUACCACAUCUUUGUCCCCUGAGCUGAUCCGCUUCACAGCUUCCUCCUCGUCUGGGAUGGUGCCCAAAUUGCCAGCUGGCAAAAUGAAUAACCGUGAUCUCAAACCCCAGCCUGAUAUAGUCUUGCUUCCGUUGCCCACUGCCUAUGAGCUAGACAGCACCAAACUGAAGAGCCCACUAAUUACUUCCCCCAUGUUCCGUAAUGUGCCCACAGCAAACCCCACGGAGCCGGGAGUCAGACGGGUUCCGGGGGCCUCAGAGGUGAUCCGGGAGUCGAGCAGUACAACAGGGAUGGUCGUCGGCAUUGUGGCUGCUGCCGCCCUCUGCAUCUUGAUCCUCCUGUACGCCAUGUACAAGUACAGGAACAGGGACGAGGGGUCCUAUCAAGUGGACGAGACGCGGAACUACAUCAGCAACUCGGCGCAGAGCAAUGGCACGCUCCUCAAGGAGAAGCAGCAGAGCUCGAAGAGUGGCCACAAGAAACAGAAAAACAAGGACAAAGAGUAUUAUGUGUAAACAUGACACCGCUAACGAUACGCGAAUUUAAAACACAGGAUUAUUUCUAUAUAAAUAUAUAAAUACUUGGAAAAUGAGAUUUCACAGAUGUCAGAACUGUUCUAACUAUGAGAUGGGGUAUACCAUGACUAUGGUGGGGGAAAUCAUUUUUAAAAGAACACACACAAAGAUGUACCUACCUAUAAGAUUCAGCCAUGGCUGCUUUGAUUCAGUCACUGCUCGGAGACAGUUCUUUCUGCCCUGCUGUGUCAUAAAGCACACACUUUGCCCUCUGGAGCGAGCAGAUGGCUCCCCCCACUUUCGUGGACUUGGAAGCUUCUUUCUCUUUAGGACCUUUCAUCCAAGGUAGAAGACUUCAUGGCUUACUUGUUCCAUAACUCCAAGUGAGUCUGUAAUAAUGUUUGUGAAGCUUGACUGUAAUAAUGUUUGGUUUUUUUUUGGUUUAAUUAUGUAAAAAACGAAAAAAAAAAAGAAAAGAAAAAGUUAAAAACAAAAACAGAAACAAAAAAAAACCCACCCUUAUCUGGGUCUGGCCAGUGUGUGCGUAACUUUUCAAGAUCUGAGGGGAAAAAAUGGCUUUUGGGUAUUUGUUUAAUUUUUGAGACUAACUGGACAUAAGAAGAAGAAAAAAAAAAAUCUCAGAAAACAGAAGAGAGACUAUUGCCAUAUGAACUCAAAAGCUACCAUGGUGUCCACUCUACAUAUCAGGUUGUGGCGUUUCUAGAAUCUGUUGUCUAUUUCCUAUGCGAUGCUUUGCUGAACACAUAGCAAAAUCAUGGGAUGGAUGAUAAUAUUGAUUUGAAAAGCUGGUUCCUCAGGAUCGAAUUCCAGAAUUUGCCACCCAAACCCUGAACAGAUGGGGUUAGGGCUGGUUUUAUCAGAGCUAUUGGCUUUACUUAACAAUAUUGUUCCUGUCCAUGAGCCCAGCCAAAUUGUGGUAAAGGAGAAAGCCCCAUAAACUAAAACAGAGCCUUUCCUAGGGAAGGGGAACGGGGGUGGGCUGGAUCUGUGACUGAUCGAAAUGCAUGCAAAUAGAAAAGAAAAGACAAUACAAGAAGUCUGUUAAAGAAUCAAAACAGACAAUAGGUGAGUUCAACUUGUGAUGGAACCACAAAAGGUCACACAAGCCAAACAUGGCAUGACAGAGUGCAGAAUUCAUAGUUCUUUCCCCGCCCCCAACAUGAUAAUGUUUUUCCUAGUGAUUUAAUUUUGCAGCCUGACAUUUAUGGAUAACUCUAUCCUUCCAUUUGCUCACGUCUCCCUUCACCCAUCUUUUCUAAAAAUAAUAAAUGAAUAAAGCUGCUGUGACACACAAAAAAAUGGAAUUUAAUAGUAUAAUAUAUAUAAAUAAAUAUAUAUACAGAUAUAUUUAUCAUGGUAUGUUUGAUGGGAUGACUGAAACAGGAAAACUGUUAAAAUCUUGAAGUGGAAUGAGAAUGUUGUUUUAAAAGAAAAUAACAAAACAACAAAAAAGUAAACCUUAAAAUGUGAAGUGUGAGUUUAAUUUUGUCACAGUUAACUGUGUCAAAGAGAAUAAAAAAAUCUUCUCAGAUUUUGUUUACAUAUUUUACUACAUUUUUGCUGGUAUAAUUCCUUAGCCACCUGUGUACAUACUGCUUUGAGAACUGUUCUUUCCUUUCUAUUUGUUUAUUUCAGUUUGUUUGGUUUAUGUUCCAGUUGUCUUUCUUUAUGAAAAGAGGAAAUGAUGUACAGAAAAACAAUAAACUUGUUGUGUGGCCAUACCUAUCCCAAUAGCAAGAGACAAAGCAAGACAAAUAUUCACACAAAAAUGAAAUGUGUUCUCUGGAGGGUCAGAUACAUACAGUUUCUUUUGUACAGAUGAAAAUCAAUCAGCUGUUUAGAUUUAGAAAUCUACUCUUGCUGGUUUUUGUACGUUGCAUGAAUAUUUGACUUUGAAAAAGUAUCUUAAAGACGUGGGGCAAACGCAAUCUAAACAAUGGUAGCCUUUACUAAUAUGUAUGGAAGGAGGUGUUCUUCAUUACCUGAUAUUUCAAUGUGUUAAGAGUUUUGGAUUAUUUUGUUGUCAUUGAAAAAGACAGGAUUAUAAAGAGAUAUCAAAGCACGAUUUAGAUAACCUAAAUGGCCCAACCUAUAUGAAGUUGAUUAUAUCUCGAUGUCUGUAAAAGAUUGCUGUUCUUGGCGUCUUGAGGUCUUGUGAACUGAUUUCCUGCUUUCUUUCUUUACAUUUUUUAUUUGAGUAAAAAUACAUUUAUUAUAUUCCUUUUAGUGUAAGUUUCUAUUUGGACAAUUUUAUGGGAACAUGUGCAUUCUGUACGUGAGCUUCUAUCAUAUUGCUGUUGUUUUAUGAGCAGACUCUUAAGGAAUUUAUUUUAUGAUGUUGUGAAGUUACUGCUUUUUCUUUUUCCUUUUCUCUUUUAUUUCACAUUUGCAUUUUAGUUCAAGGAUAUGCUUAGCAAUAAAAUGUUCUUCCCAAAAGCUUGUAUGAUGAUGUAUUUUUAUUUUCCAAACAUUUGGUAAAAGACCUUGUACUGGGGCUAAAUAUGUCAUGUCAAAUUAAAAGCCAAGUAAUCUAGGACCAUGUUCAUGUGAAAUAAAAUAUUAUAACCAGUUACUAAUACUUAUAUAAGCUUAUCAAAAGUGACAUAUUUGGGGGCUAAACAAUUAUUGUCUGUCAACUGAGGCAUUAUUAUUUAGACUGCUAUGAUCAAGUAACCAGGGGAAAACACUUUUCUGAACAGGUAAGAUGACAGAAGCAUUGUAUUCUGGAAAAAAUAUUG